This is a messenger RNA of Anneissia japonica, 2593 nucleotides long. Its product is annotated as G-protein coupled receptor GRL101-like. Gene Ontology annotation, cellular component: membrane. Gene Ontology annotation, biological process: G protein-coupled receptor signaling pathway. The transcript has 15 exons. Bases 1 to 2586 code for a protein of 861 amino acids. Gene Ontology annotation, molecular function: protein binding; G protein-coupled receptor activity. Lineage: Eukaryota; Metazoa; Echinodermata; Crinoidea; Comatulida; Comatulidae. The record is from RefSeq and is a predicted model, not a curated record.
AUGUAUUGUUUUGUAUUUUCAGCGCCAGAUCCGAAUCGCCUCUGCCCAUCAACAAGUUUUAAAUGUAAAUCAGGUCAUUGUAUCUCCUACUCAUUCUAUUGUGAUCAUAAAGUGGACUGCCCCGAUAGUUCGGACGAAGCAGAUUGUAUAUACCCUAGCUGUAGCGCUACUGAGUUUGCGUGUGACGUUGGUCGUUGUUUGGAAUCUUCACUGAGAUGUAAUGGAAUUUCGGAAUGUAUAGAUGCAACGGAUGAAUUGAAAUGUGCUGAAUGCAGUGAAGGUUUCCUGCGAUGCAGUGAUGGGAAAUGUUUACAUUUAAAGUAUGUAUGUGAUGGAUUAUCCGACUGUCCAAACGAAAUAGACGAGCCUAUUUGCUCUGACCGCCUUCCAUGUGAAAACUGGCAAAUAAAGUGUGAGAAUUACGUUUGUGUGGAUCAGCGGUAUAUAUGUAUACUUGACUAUGAUGAAUAUGAAACCAUUCUUGGCUGUAGAGAUCGCAGUCAUUUAUAUAAUUGUGCUGCUUUUCAGUGCCCAGCCCACACUUACAAGUGCCCUAACUCUUUCUGCAUCCCAAUCAAGGGUCGAUGUGAUGGUAAAAACGAUUGUAAUAACGGAGAAGAUGAACAAUAUUGUGAUCAUUAUAACUGUCCCGGAUAUUUUAAAUGUCAAGAUGCCAUAAAUUGUAUUUCUCAAGAUCGUGUCUGCAACAAUGUCAAAGACUGUAUUCGUGGAGAUGAUGAACUUUUUUGCAAUGUAACGUGUCCUGGUGGAUGUACCUGUAGUGAUCUUUCUUUUAACUGCUCUGGAACAGAAUGGGGGAAGGACAAAGGUGCUCUUAUUCCAAAAGAUAUACGAUACUUAAAUGUUAGCGGAAUUUCGUCAUAUCCUGUCGGUUCGGUGGAUGAGCUACUUUCUGCCAAUCUCAGUGUUCUCAAGUUUCUGACUAUUUUGGAUAUCUCGGGAAAUAGUAUCAUGGCAAUAAAAAACUCAGACUUUGACCAGUUGAUGAAUCUACAAACACUUCGCAUCCAAGACAACAUGAUAACAUCAUUAAGUGGUGACGUCUUUAAAGGUUCACACAAAUUGAAAUAUCUUGAUAUACAUGGUAACGGACUGAAGUCAAUAGACAUAGAAACAUUCGCAGGAUUAGCAGAACUAGAAUAUCUAGAUAUAUCGGGAAAUGAUAUUGGCGAGAUCGAUAAAAAUAUAUUUAAGGAUCUGACAUCUAUUAAAAGAUUAAUCUCCGAUGAAUACGCAUUUUGCUGUUUACUAAACGAGAAGGAUGAUGUCAACUGUACACCAGAUGCUGACGUUUUUUCGUCGUGCGCAAAUCUGAUGCAGAAAGAGGUCCUACGAGUCUUUUUAUGGAUUUUCGGAUUGAGCGCACUUCUUGGGAACAUGUUUGUGAUCGCAUGGCGAAUGAGAAACCGGCCUUCAGUUAAAAGUCCUUCUUACACACAGUCUUUUUUGAUCAUAAAUCUUGCAGUAUCAGAUGCCCUCAUGGGUGUAUAUAUGUUGAUCAUUGCAAGUGCUGAUGUGUAUUAUCGUGAUGAUUACGUUACACAUGAUAGAUAUUGGAAAGGAAGUUUUAUUUGUAACUUUGCGGGAAUCUUAGCUUUUCUGUCAAGUGAAACAUCGGUAUUCACUCUGACUGUGAUUAGUUGUGACAGAUUUCUUCACAUAGCAUUUCCAUUUAACAGAUUUCAUCUCACACAAAGAUCGGUGAAACGAGUGGUAGCAGGCGGUUGGGCAAUAACGUUGAUCUUGAGCAUCAUCCCAGCACUGCCAUCUUCUUACUUCAACAAUGAGUUUUAUGGCGUAACAAGUGUCUGUUUGGCAUUACCAUUAACAUCAGAAAGAGUACGAGGAUGGGAAUAUACUGCUACACUUUUUAUUGGUGUCAAUAUGUUUUGUUUUAUAAUAAUCUUUUUAUCUUACUCUGGAAUUUUUUUUCUUAUUAAGAGAUCUAGCGCGAAAGUUAAACAAAUGAGUACGAUAGAUUCUGCAAAGAAAGAGCAACACAUUGCUCUCGCUGUGCGAAUGGUUAUUAUUGUCGCGACAGAUUUUCUUUGCUGGGUUCCAAUCAUAAUCAUGGGGAUAUUGUCGUUGACAAGACGAGUCGAUAUACCGCCAGAGGUUUACGCCUGGGCAGCAGUCUUCAUAUUGCCAAUUAAUUCCGCAAUAAAUCCGUUUUUGUAUACGAUCGCAUCAUUGAAGAAAGUUCGAAAACGACUCAAACCUUCUAAAGUGCCCCAGACUGAAAAAUCUGUUGUGAGUAUUGAUGCAAGUCCGAGUAAACAUCAACGUAAAAAAGAAGAGUUGUCUGUUGUGAAUAAUAUAGAAGCUCUACUAAAUUCUGAGAUUAAUACUGGCAAAAAUGCAGUAGAUGCUGAAAUAUAUGAGCACCUUUCGAAGGCAUUGCAAUUGGCCAAACAAGGAAAGAAAAACAAAACACAGGUGGAUGUGGAAAAUCAUGUACUGCCGGUUGCCGUCGUUGACUCUAACCAUUCACAGCAAGUGGACGCACAAGUGAUAAGCAAUUAUACAAUGACCGUCGAUAACCCCGCAUUUGAUGCCGAUUCUUAGCGUCUCU